Molecule: messenger RNA, 6875 nt
Organism: Pelodiscus sinensis (Chinese soft-shelled turtle)
Lineage: Eukaryota; Metazoa; Chordata; Testudines; Trionychidae
Source: RefSeq, a predicted model, not a curated record
AUCAAGAUUUUAUGAUGGCUUAAUGGAAAAAGACAAAGUUCUAGAAAGUCACAAGAGUCAUAUUGUUGAGGAUUUCAAACUGCCAUCAUUUACCUUUGUGGAUACAAGUAAAUGAACAAUGAUGCCCCAACCACCAGUUCAAACUUCCUGAGAAAAGGCUUCUGUAUAAAUGUCAUGAAAGCCCUUACCAAGAGAGAUCAGUGUGGACUGUCCUUUCAGCAUGAUGCAGAACAGUCAAGCAUCACGUAUUGCAACUGACAUCUGCAUUAACAACCGUGCAAAAAUUUUCCUCCCUCUUUAUUCCCUGAAACAAACCAAAAUGGAAAACUGAUUAAAGGCUUUUCUCUGAGAUCUAUCUGUAACAAUACAUAUUAGAUGACUUUGGGACACCCUUUACAUCAACAAUGAAAGGAUUAUCCAGCAACCGUAGUCAUCAUCAUGGGGUUGCCUGUGACUCUCCAUGUGACAACCACCCAGACAGGAAGCCAUAUUUGUUAAAUCCAGUGGACCCUCAUCCUGCAGAUCACCCUUAUUAUACUCAGAGGAACUCUUUUCAGGCAGAAUGCAUGGUACCUUAUAAUGAUCAGAUUGCUAGCAGCACAUUUCCUCGGCGACAUUACAAUUCCCACCAUGAACUUAAAGACGAAUGUGCUCUUGUUCCCCAGGGAACAGCUAACAAAACCAAUCGCAUUCCCGCCAAUCUUUUGGACCAGUUUGAAAGGCAGCUACCUCUCAAUCGAGAUGGCUACCAUACCUUACAAUACAAACGGACUGCCGUGGAACAUCGCAGUGAUAGUCCAGGGAGGAUCCGCCACUUGGUUCACUCUGUUCAAAAGCUCUUCACGAAGUCCCAUUCUCUUGAGGGACCAUCAAAGGGAAGUGUCAAUGGUGGCAAAGCAAGCCCAGAGGAGACACAGUCUAUGAGGUACGGGAAGCGUAGCAAGAGUAAAGAAAGGAGAUCAGAAGGCAAAUCCAGAUCCAAUGCGCCAGGUUGGUGGAGUUCAGAUGACAACUUGGACAAUGAUGUUUGCAUUUACCAUGGUCCUAGUGGGGUUAUGACUAUGGGAAGGUGCCCUGAUCGUUCCACUUCUCAAUACUUUAUGGAAGCCUAUAAUACUGUUAGUCAACAUACUGUGAAGUCAUCCAAAAGCAAUAAUGAUGUCAAAUGCUCUACCUGUGCAAACCUACCUGUGAAUCUGGAUGCCCAGUUAAUGAAGAAAAGCUCUUGGUCCUCUACACUGACAGUGAGCAGAGCCCGCGAGGUUUACCAGAAAGCUUCAGUUAAUACUAAUGCGGAUCAGACAUUGGUGAAAUCAGAGACAUGUCAACAGGAACGGUCUUGUCAGUACCUUCAGGUUCCACAAGAUGAAUGGACUGGCUACACUCCUCAAGGCAAAGAUGAUGAGAUUCCAUGCCGGCGGAUGCGCAGUGGCAGUUACAUUAAAGCCAUGGCGGACGAUGAUAGUGGGGACUCAGACACCAGCCCGAAGCUAUCGCCAAAGAUUGCAGCACGGAGGGAGAGCUAUCUCAAGGCCACCCAGCCAUCACUUACGGAACUCACCACCCUCAAGAUAUCCAGCGAACAUUCCCCAAAACUUCAGAUCCGGAGCCACAGUUACUUGAGGGCAGUGAGUGAAGUCUCAAUCAAUAGGAGUUUGGACAGUCUGGAUCCUGCAAGUCUGUUAACUUCUCCUAAAUUCCGUUCCCGGAAUGAAAGCUACAUGAGAGCCAUGAGCACGAUUAGUCAGGUGAGUGAGAUGGAAGUAAAUGGUCAGUUUGAGUCAGUCUGUGAGUCCGUGUUCAGCGAACUAGAGUCUCAGGCUGUAGAGGCUCUGGAUCUGCCAAUGCCAGGCUGCUUCCGCAUGAGGAGCCACAGCUAUGUGAGAGCAAUUGAGAAGGGCUGUUCCCAAGAUGAUGAAUGCGUGUCACUGAGGUCCUCAUCUCCCCCACGCACAACCACCACAGUGAGGACCAUCCAGAGCAGUACUGUUUCAUCCUGCAUUACCACAUAUAAGAAGACACCACCUCCUGUUCCACCAAGGACCACCACAAAACCUUUUAUUUCAAUCACGGCCCAGAGCAGCACAGAGUCGGCCCAAGAUGCAUACAUGGAUGGGCAGGGCCAAAGGGGAGAUAUCAUCAGUCAGUCUGGUCUUAGCAACUCUACCGAAAGCUUGGACAGUAUGAAGGCCCUAACGGCUGCUAUUGAGGCUGCUAAUGCACAGAUCCAUGGCCCUGCGAGUCAGCAUGUAGGCAACAAUACUGCAACAGUCACCACAACCACCACCAUUGCCACUGUUGCUGUAGAAGACAGAAAGAAGGAUCAGUUCAAAAAAAACAGAUGCUUAUCCAUUGGAAUACAGGUUGAUGGUGCACAAGAAUCCACCAAAUCAGUUGAAAAUAAAGCAACCAGUAAGUUCCAAUCCAUAGGUGUUCAAGUAGAAGAGGAGAAGUGCUUCCGCAGGUUUACUCGAUCUAAUAGUGUAACAGCAGCUGUGCAAGCAGACCUGGAUUUCCAUGAAAAUUUUGAAAUAUCAGUGGAUCCUCAGGAGGACAAUACAUGCACUGGGCAAAUAUCGAGACAAUAUUCCCGAGAUGCAAGCACCUCCACUGUUAGUAUACAGGGGUCAGGAAACCAUUAUCAUGCCUGUACAGUAGAUGACGACUUUGAUACAGAUUUUGAUCCUUCAAUUUUACCCCCUCCGGAUCCUUGGAUUGAUUCUAUAACUGAAGAUCCUCUGGAGGCUGUUCAAAGGUCAGUUUGUCACAGAGAUGGGCACUGGUUUCUGAAGCUUCUUCAGGCGGAAAGAGAUCGUAUGGAGGGCUGGUGUCAACAGAUGGAGAGAGAAGAACAGGAAAACAACUUACCUGAGGAGAUUCUAGGGAAAAUUCGAACUGCAGUGGGCAGUGCCCAGCUUCUUAUGGCCCAGAAAUUUUACCAGUUCAGAGAACUGUGUGAAGAAAAUCUGAAUCCUAAUGCACAUCCAAGACCGACCUCCCAGGAUUUAGCAGGGUUUUGGGAUAUGCUCCAGUUAUCCAUAGAAAAUAUUAGUAUGAAAUUUGAUGAACUUCAUCAGUUAAAGGCCAAUAAUUGGAAACAGAUGGAUCCUCAUGACAAGAAGGAGAGAAGGGUCCCUCCUCCAGUGCCAAAGAAGCCAGCGAAAGGUCAGGUGCCACUCAUACGGGAACGUUCUCUGGAAAGCUCACAGCGUCAAGAGGCCCGGAAACGGCUGAUGGCUGCCAAACGAGCCGCAUCUGUCCGCCAGAAUUCAGCCACUGAGAGCGCUGAAAGCAUUGAGAUUUACAUCCCCGAAGCUCAGACCAGGCUAUGAAGGAGGACUUCACUGGCAAGACAAGUCUCUUGUAUAAUCUGCUCCUCUAGGUCCCUGCUCAGAACCACCAUUAAGUAUUUGUAUUUCUCUUUCUUUCUUUCUUUCUUUCUCUCUCUCCCUCUCCAUAAUCCCAAUGAUCCCAAUGAAUUCCACUUUUGUGGUGUAGCUGUCAAUCCUCCAAGAGAUGUCCUCUAAUAACCCUUGCUUUUUAAAGGUUUGCCCAUGUCAUUAUUCUGCUUUGUCACAUGUAUUGAUGCUGCCACCUUGCCUCAUGUAAGAGAGUGCAACCCUUCUUUCUGUUUAAGAAAUAAAUACAGAACACACACACACACACACAUACACCUGUAUAGUAAAUACACCAUUUAACUCAUUCAUGAUCUUUAGUUUAUCUAAAGUUAGUCUGUUACCUGGUGUACAGCAAUAUAAAACUAUAGAGUAUUUUGGAAAUUCAGUAAUGCAGGAUGAUCCUUUGGGACUCUGCCGUCUUCCUCAUUAAAGAUUAAAGAAGCUAUGGCUCGGAUUCCCUUUUUAUUACUAAUUAUUUUUUAAGCAGAUGGCGCACUUUAUUCUACCCACAGAAUCAUAUCGCACCUGAAUUUAAGAAGUCACAAAGGGCAAGGCAGGGAGAAAGAUAGCUGUGCUGUGGUGGAAAAGGAGAGAGAAGUAAAUCCUGUAGGUGAGUUGGUGAAGUACAGAAAAGAUCCUGUGAAAAGACACCUGCACACUCACAGCUGCACAAACUGCCUCAUUUGUAUUUCAUCAAUCACCACUAAACAUUCUGAUCAGCAGAAGAUUGUAAAUUCGAUCUUCCAGGGAAAUCAUCUAUUUUGAAAGGCAAUAAAAGGGCAAAAAGAAAGGAGAUAAGAAGAAAUGAUGGUUGAAGAUAUUAUAAAAAGGGACUUUUUUGUCAAAGUAUUAAGAAUUUUAUAAAUGGUACUGUAUUGUCAAUUCCUAUUGUAUUGUAUUGUAUGAAUUAUAUUGAUUUUAAAAAAAGAAAAGAAGAAAAAAAAGCUUGGUUUUGUUGACGUCUUAAUCCUGGUGAAACUAUCAGAUUUCACACCUAUCCACCCUUGUUAUUGAAAUACUGUACAUGGACUCCAUUAUGUUUUUCAAAGCAAGAAUUUUGUUUUAUACGCAGCUGGUUGUAUGCUUCAGGUUAGACUGCUUCUAUCAGCUGGUUUAUAACUGGAAGUAAGUUUCUCCUUUAGUCUCUUUUUUAAAAAUAUAAAAUACCCAGUUUUUCAAAAAUGAGGAUUUUUCACAAGCAGUGGGAUAUAAUGAGCCUAUAUUUGUUCACUACACUAGCUUUUGAAAACACAAUAUGCAUUUCCUAGUCUUCAGUUUAUUUGAUACUUAGGGUAAAAUCGUGCCCUUGCUGUGUGAUGUUGGACUGAUGGAGGAAGGUAUUUGGCUGUGCAUUAGCAGCGGUAACCACUGUGCCAGGACAUAUCUUGAGUAUGUCACUGAAAAUGGAACAGCUGGCACAUGCUGCAGAAGGCAACAUUAGUUGGCUGAGCCCACCUGGCCAUCCUCCAUCAUCAGCAGACCAUGCCCUUUUGGGAGUGUUGUGUGUCUUUUGGCAUAGUCAUCAUUCCUCGUUAUUAGUGCUCUUGAGCUCAAAAUUAGAAUCCUGCCCUCUGGUUCUUCCUGUGAUCUCUUCUCUCACUUGGACAUCCAAAUAGCACGUGGCAGGCUGUGACCUUACAAGAAAGGAAGAGAUUUUCUCUCUAAUCUGAAAAUAGUACAGUGGCGGAGUCUACCAAGUGGUAGCUAAUGUGGACUUUGCAUCCAAUCAAAGUUGGCUGUAAAGGCCCUUAUUCUUUAAACAGUAUGAACAUUCCAGCCGUGGAAAUUCCAGUGCGUGGUAGACUUAAUUGUGUAGCUCAAAUCUUAAAUUCCCAUCAGAAAGGUAACGGCUUUCUAAAAAUAUACAUCUAAGAUCAUGACAGACAGCUUCUUUUAAUGUAACAUAGCCAGGUGCUAAUUUAAAUUCCUUCAAGAAAUUUAGGAGUGGUAAAAGGUUCUGGCACCACCAAAUAGUUUCAUGAAAACAUUGUAAAGCCACUUGAGAAUUUGCUACCUCUCGAAGCCAUUGAUCUCUGAGCUAUGUCUUUAUAAACAGGGCACAAAUAUUUACUGCUGUGGUUUACAAGAUAAGGGCUAAUAAUUUAAUAUUUAAAAGACUUUUAACUAGAGUGACCAGAAAUCCAAUGUAACCCAACUGAGUGCUUCAUGUUAAGGGAGCUUUGAAAGGUUGGCCCUAUAAGCAUUUGAAUACCAGUGUAUUUGCUAGUUUUGAAAAGAACCCACUUCCUUUAACUUUUAGCAGCAAUGACAGAUUACAAUGUUUGCAGUAUAUAUAGUGCCUACUGCCACUUCUGGUCAUAUCUCAAAUGGGCACAUUAAGUAUUACAAAUUAUUUGGACCUCAUUUGUACUAAGAUGUACAAAGCAACGUUCAGGUGAGGAUUCACAUUCACAUUCACAACUACAUUUCAGUUUGAUUUGAAGUUUUCUGAAAGAAGAAUUAAGACUUAGCUUGAGAAGUGGCUAGAAAAAUGGAAGACAAAGAAAAUGGAAGACGUUAGUCUUGUACAUUAUGAAUCAUAUUUGUAUAUCAUAUGAUAUUUUGGUAUGUAUUUUAAAUGAAUCGAUUCUUAGCUCAAUGUCUGCUGGUUCUUAAUGACUGUGGAUAGGCCAUUAUAACAUUUACCUAACUUUAACUGCAAAAUGUGAAGUGUACACCCAAUUUAGAAACAGGUAAAUAUGGGCCAGAAAACUACUUCUGCCCCCUCAGAGGCCAUUAGUUAUUCACCUGACUCAUUCCAUACCACCACAGACAUACGUUAUCAUUUAUUUUUGUGUAACUAUUUAUUUUUUAUUCUAAUCUACCCAAGUGUAAACUAAAAAUGACUAUAUUCUGGUAAACUUGGUACAAAAUUGUUGCUUUUUAUUUCCUUGGUAGAAAAUUUAAAAGAAAAAAGGUUGUUUUUGUCUCCUGCAUUGGAAGUUUAAAAAAUAGUAUUUAUUAUAUUUUUUGCAGAUGUUUCCAUAAAAUUCUCAUAAUCUUUUUGUAAAGAGUGAUGAAGAAAUGGAUUAAAGAUUUUUAAUAUUUGAAAAGGUAAAUAGAAAUAACUUAUUUGUAAUAUACUUCACGUUUAUUUAUUGGUGUACUACCCUUAAUGUUCUGAUGUGCACUAUCACUUUAAUUUAAAUUUUAUCUUUGUGAAUUUGUUUCUUUUUUAAAGAAAAAAGUUUAAAUGCAUAUUUUAAAUAAUAACUGGAAUGUAAAUCACUGGCCUACCUGCAUUCCUAAAUGUGAUUUUAAAAGUGUUUUUCAUUUGGAGAAAAGGCACCAAAAUUGAAAGCCUUUAGAUGGAGGGAUGGAGAGCAUUUUUAUGGCUUUAUGAAUUGGGUUUUCAUAGGAUUAUCUAUCUAGUUUGUGUGUGGACAGAAAAAUGUAAAUAGUCGAACGUUUCCCACAAUGUAAAAAAACAAAUUAAUAAAAUAAUUAAUGCACUGCUUGUAAGAGCUGUGUGUUUUC